UCAAGAUGACCAACGAAGAACCUCUUCCAAAAAAGGUUCGACUGAGUGAAACAGACUUCAAAGUUAUGGCAAGAGACGAGUUAAUUCUAAGAUGGAAACAAUAUGAAGCUUACGUUCAAGCUUUGGAGGGCAAGUACACAGAUCUUAACUCAAAUGACGUAACUGGUUUAAGGGAGUCUGAAGAGAAACUAAAGCAACAGCAGCAGGAGUCUGCACGCAGGGAAAACAUCCUUGUAAUGCGACUAGCAACGAAGGAACAAGAGAUGCAAGAGUGUACU
This is a messenger RNA of Urocitellus parryii (Arctic ground squirrel), 278 nucleotides long. NCBI's taxonomy places the organism in Eukaryota, Metazoa, Chordata, Mammalia, Rodentia, Sciuridae. The record is from RefSeq and is a predicted model, not a curated record.